CAACUAGUUUAAAACUACCUGUGUCUUUUGCAUAACGCUUGCAAAAAGUGAUAAUCUUAAUUUUAUCGGAUUAUUAUUAAGUUCCCGCUUUGCGGUAUAACAUUUGAAUUUGAAUUCACUGCUAGUCAAACAUUUCAUUCGAAGAAGCGUACCUUACUUAAAAUUCAUUUUAAAAACACGUAAAGUUUGUGUAGUACAGUCUAUUUUGUGAUAUUUGCGGAUAAAAUUAAUUUCUUUUAACUGACAAUGGGUAAGGAUGAAAAAGAAGAUUCUGGCUUCGGGUUCAAGGACAAAGCGAAGGCUGAAGAAACCCUACGAUUACUAGAAGAACAUGAACCUAAUUACAGGCGUCUGACUGUGCGUGGUCUGCUGGGGAGAGCUAAAAGAGUGCUUUCUAUGACAAAAGCAGAAGAAAAAAUAAAGAACAUAAAAGAAGCGAUGGAGGUGUUUGAGAACUGGCUGGCGGAGCUAGAGAAGAACAAGGAGAAGAAGACUGACAAGAAGGAGAGUAAGAAGGAGAAAGAGGACGCUAAAGAAAAGAAAGAAGACAAAGAUAAGGAUUCAAGUCCCGAUGUAGAGAUGGAGGAUAAAACAAAGAAAGAGGAUAAGAAGGAUCUUCCACCAGAUACAGUACCAGGUUUAGGAUUCAAAGACAAGGUGACUGCGGAGAGCACUCUCAAGGAGUUAGAAGGCAGAGAUCCUGAUUACCAGAAGCUUGCUGUGAAAGGCUUGAUUGGACGAGCUAAGAGGGUCUUGACAUGUACAAGAGAUGAGACAAAGAUAUCAAAUAUUAAAGAAGCGAUGUCCUUAUUCGACAAGUUUCUUGACGACUUCGACACGAUGCACCUCAGCAAGCAGAAUAACCCGUACAUCAGUUUGGGUAUUGUGAGGACCUGUGUCGGUAAAGCUGAGGGACUGAUCUCUGAGCAACAGAAAUCAUUCAUAGAAGCAUACAGCAGUGUGAACGGCGAGUACAAACGGCUCCGAACUGUGUCUGAGAAGGAAGGAGGCAAGACUUGGGAUAUCGUCAGAAAUGCAGCAUUAAAAGAACUGAAAGAGAAGUACGCAGAUGCAAAACUCUUUGAUGAUGACGAACCAACAAAGGAACAUUUAGAAAUGUUACUGUGGGCUUAUUCGCCGGAGCAGGCGCGAGUGAAGAAGACAAUAAAGGAGACGAAAGAAGAAAGCGAUAGUGACAGUAAAAGUGAAGAAGAAAGCAACAGUAGAAAGAGAAGAAGUAGCGCAAGAGAUGGAGAAUCUCCUAGUAAGAAGAAGAAGGAAUAAGAAACAGGGUUACAAUGUUAUUUUAAGAAAUAUAAUAUUUGGAACAGUUAAUGCAUUGUGCAUUUAUAUAUUGUUUAAUUUUAAAUAAAUUUUGUUGUUUUAUUUU
Papilio polytes (common Mormon) is the source of this 1390-nucleotide messenger RNA. RefSeq lists its product as uncharacterized. Lineage: Eukaryota; Metazoa; Arthropoda; Insecta; Lepidoptera; Papilionidae. The transcript is spliced from 7 exons. The coding region runs from base 247 to 1284 and encodes 345 amino acids. The record is from RefSeq and is a predicted model, not a curated record.